CCGCAGGCUGUCCCUUUCUCCUCUGCGUCAACACCAGACGAUCCCCAGAAAGGCCCUUAAUACCAAUUGAAGUGGAAAACCUCCCCAAGUUAUCGACCAAACCACCCUUCCUUCCCUCUUCCAACUUCCCCCACCUUCCCCUUUCCCCAUCUAAUCCAACACCAUGACCGUCUUGUCUUCCUCCUCCUCCUCCCCUUCUUCUGUUCAACUUCUUCUCCUCUUGUUUUCUCUUCUCCUCGCAUCCCUCACUGCCCAAUCCCCCGGCUCCCCGCCCACCGGCACUACCAUCUACGACCUCCUCCCCGAGUACGUUCUCCCGUCGGGCCUCCUCCCCGACACUGUCAAGUCCUUCUCCCUCGCGGAGAACGGGAGCUUCGCCGUGGAGCUCUCCGGCCCCUGCUACAUCGACUUCGAAUACCUCGUCUACUACGAGCCCAAGAUCUCCGGCGUCGUCAAGUACGGCGGCAUCGAGGACCUCAAGGGCGUCAAGGUGCGCCGCUUCCUCAUCUGGUUCGAUGUGGAUGCCAUCAAGGUCGACCUGCCUCCAUCCGAGUACAUCUACUUCCAGGUGGGGUGGAUUACCCGCAAGCUCCACGUCGAUCAGUUCCAGACGGUGCAUUCGUGCAAGGCGAAUCAGGGGUUCCUGGAAAGCGCCGAGGAGGUUUUCGAUUGGUCGAUAUAGCUCUGUGAUAUCUCCCAGCCAAUGCCAUAGAUCAAGCUGGAGACCAUUGGAAGAUACAGUUAGGCAAUUCAAGGCAGCCUAGCUAGCGAUGUAACUGUCAUUUGGCAUCUCUACAACCGUAUGAACCUUUGGCAUGAAGAUAUCCUUCCUUAUGUCACUUACCUAAGCUUCGUAAGUGGUGGUUCAAUCCAUCUAAAUAACAUUACUCUUUCUUUC
Molecule: messenger RNA, 898 nt
Organism: Musa acuminata AAA Group (dessert banana)
Lineage: Eukaryota; Viridiplantae; Streptophyta; Magnoliopsida; Zingiberales; Musaceae
Exons: 2
Coding region: 164-682 (172 amino acids)
Source: RefSeq, a predicted model, not a curated record